Syngnathus acus (greater pipefish) is the source of this 1698-nucleotide messenger RNA. It is a transcript of the gene rtn2b, whose product is annotated as reticulon 2b. Lineage: Eukaryota; Metazoa; Chordata; Actinopteri; Syngnathiformes; Syngnathidae. The record is from RefSeq and is a predicted model, not a curated record. Bases 147 to 785 code for a protein of 212 amino acids. The transcript is spliced from 7 exons.
UCCAAAGUGGGGCCAUCCAAUACGAGAUAAAAUUAGGCCACAGCGUCCUUAUAUUGCUGACAAAGCGGGGGUAGCCAAAAAAAGCCUGCGGCGGUGGACAGCCAACAAGAAGGAAAGAGUGGAGAGUGAGCAGGACCUCCGCUGAAAUGGCCAGCAAACUGAUAGACCUGGUCUACUGGAGGAGCACGAGCAGGACCGGUGUGGUGUUCACCGGCUUGGUGGUGUGUCUGGCUAGCCUGUUCCAGCUGAGCGCCAUCACUCUACUCUCUCACAUUUGUUUGGGUGUCAUGUGCGUCACCUUCCCCCUGCGCCUCUACUACAAACUGCUGGAGCUGCUGCGCUGGAAUCCCGGCCUGCACCCUUUUCAGUCAUAUCUGGACUAUGACAGCUCUUUGACAGACAAGGAGACGGUGAUGCUGGUGGAGGAGGUGGUGCUGUUAAUUGCAUUCGCUGUCACAGAGCUUAAACGUCUUCUUUUCAUUGACAACGUGAUUGACUCACUUAAGUUUGUGUUGCUGCUGUAUCUGCUAACUUAUGUCGGCGUUCUCACCGCUGGGCUGACUCUGGUCAUAACUGCUGUCAUUGUUCUUUUUUCCUUUCCUCUGCUCUACAAAAAACAGCAGGUGAGGAUAAGGAAGAUUGUCAGAUUUUGCAAAGCUUUUGAGAAGAAAAUCAAUACCUGGUGCCUCUGGGUGCACGAUACAGUCCAAUCGGCUCGCGCACAAGCCGCCGCCUCCAAACCUGCCCCUACGCCAUCCUCCAAACAGAAAGUGAAGGCAAAGUAACAAACACACGCCAGAUGUUUAAAUGUGUCAAAAUGACAGUGGUGGUGUCGCAUCCUCCAUGAGUCCACCAUGGUUUUUCUAAUCGAUGCUGACAGCUGAAACAAAGCUGCUAUUCUUUAGGAGGACAUGUGUGAGGAGAGAAUUUUAUUUCAACAAGAUACUUUGUGUGGGCAAACUGCUUCAGUCAGAGACAGCACACACAUAAGAUCACAGUUUUUUUUUUGUGGCGAAAGGUCUAUUUUUAUAUUAGCACAAGCACUGUGUUCCUGUUAAGAGGCAAAAUGAAGUUUUGUGGCUUUUUCAGAAUUUAUUACGGUAGUCGAAUCGAACUUUGAUAAACCUCACCUGCCGACAAACUCAAAUGUCUUAAUGAGCUAAUGAAAAAAAAGGAUUGCGCUGUUAUUCUUACAAGAGACAAUGAAAAAAAAUAGUCUUGCUCUCUCACGCUCUUUUUUUUUUUUACUGCUAUAACAAAAUUUCACUCUUCUGGGAAUACUUUCUGCAAAAUGUUAGUGUGUUUUAUGGAGUCUUUGUCCAUGCAUGAAGGAGAACAUUUGUGAGGUCACCGAUGUUAACCCUGACAUGCAAUGUAUUAUGUUCUUCCACAAAGUAUCAAAAUGAGGUGUCUCAACACUUACGCAAAGGUAUCUGUCUGUUUGUUAUUUCAUAGCGGCUGUGAAAUGUAAUACAAUUAUAAACUUCACACACACUACAUUUCACAGAAAAAUGCCAAACCAUCUCUGCUGCAUCAGCCAAAAUGUCAGGAAUCUUUUUGUGUUGAGUACAGCACAGACCCUUUUUAUACAAGUCAUUUAUGAAGCAUCAACUUUGAAAACACGUACGUUACUCUUUUUAUCUUUUAUUCUUGGCUGUUGUCCUAAUUACUGAAAUAAAAAGCAACGAAAAGUAUCAA